Messenger RNA from Arabis nemorensis, 1365 nucleotides. The record is from the annotation of a GenBank genome assembly. Lineage: Eukaryota; Viridiplantae; Streptophyta; Magnoliopsida; Brassicales; Brassicaceae.
AUGGGUAACUUUUGUCCUGGUGGAUCUUCCUCUGUUCGUCACGAACAGAGCCCCGUCUCCACCAAUCCCCUCCCAGAGGCGAGACGCAUACAAACUCCGGUUAAUGCAAAGUUUCCACCGGCGUUAGUAGCGAUGUCGCCGUCUCCGGCGGCUAGGGGUUUAAAACCGAAGUUUCCGGCGACGGGAACAGGACAAAAAACGAGAUUCGAAAAACCGCAACAGAGAACAAGAUCCGUCGAUAAUCCACCACCACCGGAGAAGACAGCGAGAUCCGUCGAUAAUCCUCCGCCGUUAAAACCGGCGGAGAAAAAAGCAGCAGUAGUGCCACCGAGCGGGAAGAUAGUGACCCCGAAUCUAAAGAUGUUCACUUUAGCAGAUCUCAAGACGGCGACGAAGAAUUUCCGGUCAGAUUCUAUCAUCGGAGAAGGAGGAUUCGGACAGGUUUAUAAAGGUUGGGUUGAUGAGACGACGUUAGCUCCGACGAGAGCCGGUGUCGGAGUACCAGUCGCCGUUAAGAAAUCAAAUCCUGAUAGUGCUCAAGGUUUACAUGAAUGGCAGUGUGAAGUGAGAUUCCUAGGGAAGUUUCAUCAUCCAAAUCUAGUGAAGCUGUUGGGUUAUUGCUGGGAAGAGAAUCAGUUCCUCUUGGUUUAUGAGUAUUUGCCUAAAGGAAGCCUUGAAAAUCACCUCUUCUCAAAAGGAGACGCAUUACCAUGGGACACACGUUUGAAAAUAGCGAUUGAAGCAGCUCAAGGACUUACUUUUUUGCAUAACUCGGAAAAGAGUGUUAUUUACAGAGACUUCAAAGCUUCCAAUAUUCUUCUUGAUUCCAACUUCAACGCCAAACUUUCCGACUUCGGACUGGCCAAACAUGGGCCAAUCAAUGGAUUCUCACACGUGACCACACGUGUCAUGGGUACACAUGGUUAUGCAGCUCCUGAGUACAUGGCUACAGGUCAUUUAUAUGUGAGGAGUGAUGUUUACGGGUUUGGAGUGGUACUGUUAGAGCUCUUAACCGGUUUAAGAGCAGUAGACCCAAACCGACCAUCUGCGCAACAGAAUCUAGUGGAAUGGGCUAAACCGAUUCUACAAAAGAAGAAAAUACAGAAAAUGAUGGACCCAAGGCUCGAGCAGAAGUAUCCACCUUUGGCAGUGGUUAGAACCGCUGACCUCAUUCUACGGUGUCUCGAGGCUGACCCGAAAAACCGACCACCAAUGGAUGAAGUACUAAGAGAAUUAGAGAUUGUAAGGACUAUUAGAGACGAACCAAAAGAAGAGAGGCGUAAACGAGGCAGUGGGUCUGAUAAAAAUAACCGGGUUAAUGGUUACGGUUCACCUCACGGUCGUAGAACCGGUCGAGCCGGUUAG